Manis pentadactyla (Chinese pangolin) is the source of this 2101-nucleotide messenger RNA. RefSeq names its product zinc finger protein 324A-like. The transcript is spliced from 4 exons. Gene Ontology annotation, molecular function: RNA polymerase II cis-regulatory region sequence-specific DNA binding; DNA-binding transcription factor activity, RNA polymerase II-specific. The record is from RefSeq and is a predicted model, not a curated record. Bases 385 to 2088 code for a protein of 567 amino acids. Lineage: Eukaryota; Metazoa; Chordata; Mammalia; Pholidota; Manidae. Gene Ontology annotation, biological process: regulation of transcription by RNA polymerase II.
UGGGACUGUCACUUUGCUGCCGGGCGUUGGGCUACCCCGCUCUUGGGGACUGCAGCGCGCCGGGUCGGGGCCGGUUUUCCAGGAGGUUCUGGAGACCCGAGGCGAGGGCAGCGAGGAAGGUGCGGGCAGAGCCCGCCUCGCGCGCGCGCGUCCCGUAACCGCAGGCCGACGGCCGCGCCCCGCCCUCCAGCCUCGGUUUCUCCGGGUGUGGUGCGGACGGCCCCGCGUGGCUGGCGGGCGACGCCCCGAGCCACGUGCUUUCCGGGCGGCCCCUGAGGCGGCGCCCCGGGCGUCUGCACCCUUACCGUACGGGGAGACUGAAGACGGGAGCCGGGGUGCCUGGCUCGUCCGCCCGUAUCUGCGCCGUCCCAGGUGCAGGGCCCGAUGGAGGCGGUGCUGACAGACCCAGCGCAGGGCCUGAUGGCGUUUGAGGACGUGGCCGUGUACUUCUCCCCGGAGGAGUGGGGACUCCUGGACACAACCCAGAGGGCCUUGUACCGCCACGUGAUGCUGGAGAACUUCUCACUAGUGACCUCGCUGGGACUCUCUGCCUCCCGACCCCGUGUGGUCGUCCAGCUCGAGCAUGGCGAGGAGCCCUGGGUUCUCGGUGGGACAGAUGUGGCCCCGGCCAGGAAUGCCCAGAGGAAGCCCUGUCCUGGUUCCCAGCUUCUGGCAGAGGACAGAGAUGUUUCUGGAGAACCAGGUUUGCCAGGGGCCUUCUGGGAUAGCCCCUCUCUGGCACCUACUAGGGUCCUCUCCGUCACUGGUGCCUGUGAACGUGGGAAAAGCCUGGAGGGUCGGCGGGGCACCUCCCCGUCUCGGGAGAGAAAACCCACAGGGGUGUCUGUGAUCUAUUGGGAAAGACUCCUGCUGGGCCCGGGCAGCGGGGAGGCCAGCGUCAGCCUGCGGCUGACCGCCCCACUGGGGGCUCCCGAGAGCGGCCCACCCAGGGAGAAGACCCUCAUAGGCCGCCUGGCGCCAGGCAAGCAGCGGAGGACGACCGAGCGGCACAAGCCAUGUGUGCGGGAGGCCCCUGGGAGAGCCUUCUUGGGUACCCCGGACCUCCAGGCAGGUCGUGUUGGUGGGGAACGAGGGGAGGCUGAGGCUUGGCACGAGCCUCAGAGACUGCCCGCCGGCCAGGAGUCCCCGACCUGGGACGAGCUGGGCGAAGCCCUGCGUGCGGGCCCCGGCCUCCUCCCGGGGGAGAAACCUUUCGAAUGCAGGGCGUGCAGCAAAGUGUUCGUCAAGAGCUCCGACCUCCUCAAGCACCUGCGCACCCACACCGGGGAGCGGCCGUAUGAAUGCCCGCAGUGCGGCAAGGCCUUCAGCCAGACCUCACACCUGACGCAGCACCAGCGCAUCCACAGCGGCGAGACUCCGUAUGCGUGCCCGGCCUGCGGCAAGGCUUUCCGGCACAGCUCCUCGCUGGUGCGGCACCAGCGCAUCCACACGGCCGAGAAGUCCUUCCGCUGCGGCGAGUGUGGCAAGGCCUUCAGCCACGGCUCCAACCUCAGCCAGCACCGCAAGAUCCACGCUGGCGGGCGGCCCUAUGCCUGUGCGCAGUGUGGCCGCCGUUUCUGCCGCAACUCGCACCUGAUCCAGCACGAGCGCACGCACACGGGCGAGAAGCCGUAUACCUGUGCGCUCUGCGGGGCUGCCUUCAGCCAGGGCUCGUCGCUUUUCAAACACCAGCGCGUCCACACUGGGGAGAAGCCUUUUGUCUGCACGCAGUGCGGCCGCGCCUUCAGCCACAGCUCCAACCUCACGCAGCACCAGUUGCUGCACACGGGUGAGCGUCCUUUCCGCUGCGGGGACUGCGGCAAGGCCUUCGCCAAGGGCGCUGUGCUGCUCAGCCACCGCCGUAUCCACACGGGCGAGAAACCGUUUGUGUGCACGCAGUGCGGCCGGGGCUUCCGUGAGCGCCCCGCCCUCUUCCACCACCAGAGGAUCCACACCGGUGAGAGGCCCUCGCGGCGGCCCCGAGCUAGGCCUCCUUUGGGGGCAUCGUCAGAGGUUGCACUGGGGAGGGAGAUCCGCCCCACCACUGCCUCAGGGCCAGCAGAAGUUCCCAAAGCAUCCGAGGUCUAAGGUCACAGCCCCG